Messenger RNA from Fukomys damarensis (Damara mole-rat), 4429 nucleotides. RefSeq names its product RasGEF domain family member 1C (gene Rasgef1c). Gene Ontology annotation, molecular function: guanyl-nucleotide exchange factor activity. NCBI's taxonomy places the organism in Eukaryota, Metazoa, Chordata, Mammalia, Rodentia, Bathyergidae. The record is from RefSeq and is a predicted model, not a curated record. The coding region runs from base 196 to 1329 and encodes 377 amino acids. Gene Ontology annotation, biological process: positive regulation of GTPase activity; Ras protein signal transduction. The transcript is spliced from 12 exons. Gene Ontology annotation, cellular component: plasma membrane.
GUGCCCGGGUCUCUGCUUGGGCAGUGUCUCUCUCGGUGUCUCUGCUGCCUCUAUUCCUUGGAGCAGCUCUGAGGUGUCCUUUCUCCCAGGUCAUCGUGGGGCAGGAGGCCUCACACGCCACAACCUGAGGACAGGGCAGCAGCAGAGGGAGCCCAUUGGCUACAGCACUGAGCCAUUCUUGAGGUGGCAGGAGGCAUGCCCCGGACACUGAGCACCUCCGACAUGGUCACCCCGGGCAGCCUCAGCCCGCUGCCCUCAGAGCCCGCAGACGACAAGCAGGCUGGGCAGCCCCUCCUGGAUGGAGCUCCCUCCUCCGCUCCUCUGGACACCCUCAUUCAGCAGCUGGUGCCCACCGCCGAUUACUACCCUGAGAAAGCCUACAUCUUCACCUUCCUGCUGAGCUCUCGCCUCUUCAUUGAGCCCCGGGAGCUCCUAGCCCGGGUCUGCCACCUGUGCAUCGAGCAGCAGCAGCUGGACAAGCCAGUGCUGGACAAGGCUCGAGUCCGGAAGUUUGGCCCCAAACUGCUCCAGUUGUUGGCCGAGUGGACCGAGACCUUCCCACGGGACUUCCAGGAGGAGUCGGCCAUCAGGCACCUGGAGGACGUGGCUAGCCGCAUCACCCCCUGUGAUGAGCCCUGUUUCAGUGACAAAACCAACAACCUAGAGGCCUAUGUGAAGUGGUUCAACCGAUUGUGCUACCUGGUGGCCACUGAGAUCUGCAUGCCAGCCAAGAAGAAGCAGAGGGUUCAGGUGAUCGAGUUCUUCACUGAUGUGGCCCGAGAGUGCUUCAACAUCGGCAACUUUAACUCCCUGAUGGCCAUUAUCUCUGGUAUGAACAUGAGCCCCGUCUCCAGGCUGAAGAAGACCUGGGCCAAGGUGAAGACGGCCAAGUUCUUCAUCCUGGAGCACCAGAUGGACCCAACGGGGAACUUCUGCAACUACAGGACGGCCCUCCGCGGGGCAGCCCACCGCUCCCUGACCGCGCACAGCAGCCAGGAGAAGGUUGUCAUUCCCUUCUUCAGCCUGCUCAUCAAAGACAUCUACUUCCUGAAUGAGGGCUGUGCCAGCCGCCUUCCCAAUGGACACAUCAACUUUGAGAAGUUCCUGGAGCUGGCCAAGCGAGUCGGGGAGUUCGUCAGGUGGAAACAGGUGGCCUGUCCCUUCGAGCAGAACCCCAGCAUCACCAGCUACCUGCACACGGCGCCUGUCUUCAGCGAGGACGGUCUUUAUUUGGCUUCUUAUGAGAGUGAGAGUCCAGAGAACCAAACAGAGAAAGAGAGGUGGAAAUCUCUGAGGCUGCUGGCUAUGGAAAAGCUGCUGCUCUUCUAAUGUCAGACUCUCAGCUGGCCACAGAUGACCUGAAAGCAGCAAGUUGGCCACACAUGACCUGGAUGAUGUCUUUGUUUUCUUUUGCUGUGACUGAACACCACAGACUGGGAAAUUUAUGAAAACUAAAGAUUUCUCUUAGCUCAUGGCUCUGAGCUGGGAAGUCUAAGCAUGGUAUUGCCAUCUGCUCAGCAUCCUGAGGGCCUUCUUGGUGAUGGUGACUCUGUACGGAGUACCAGGGUGACACGGGAUUCCCCGUGACAAGACAGAACAAGCGCACUCAGUAGGGUGUCCACCCUUCUUAUAAAAGCUACUAAUGCAACAGGGGUGGGGGCUCAUUGUUGUGACUUUAUAUACUCUUAACCAUCUCCCAAAGGCUCCCCCUCCAAAUACUAUUAAUAAAUGGCUUUAUUUUUAAGUUCCAACGUGAGUUUGGGGAGGAAAAAACUCCAGACCAGGUGACAGAUCUGAUGAGAGAGGCCCAGACCCCACUUCUACUUCUGGAGGAAAGCAGCCACCGAUCAGUGGGCAGGAAGUGCGAGUAGGGGACCUUUGUGGGCUUCCCCUGCAUCACACGGAGGCUGCCCUUCUUUGCCCCAUGCCCUUUGGCUUUGGCCCUGGUGAGGCUAUUCUUCUGGCAUCACAUACACUCUUGGCAAGGAUGACGGUCAAGGUGGCCCAUGUUUCAGGAGCCAAGUGUGGGCCUUGACUCCAGGCGGACCACCAGUCAGAUGCUCUUCCUGGAAGACUGCAGACGUGGCUGAGCAGGAACUCCCUAAAGCAGCUGCCAGACCAGAGUUGCCUGGGUGCUGCUCUUUCUGAGCUGUCCCAGUACCUUCCCUCAACCGGACAAGCAGCUCUGCAGCCUUCCCAAAGAAUCUUGUUCUGUGUCCCCCCUGCUGUGCCCAGAAGGCUUUCCCAAAUAUAGGGCCCCUGGGGAGAGGGCCUCGAGGCCCGGGAUGGCCAUGCCAGCUCGGCCUGAGCACCAGCAGCCAGGCAUCGUCUGCUCUCUCUCAGUUCUUAGAUCACUGUGAUCAAACAUCCUCACAAAGGACAAAGUGAUGCCUUCGAUUCUGCUAAAAGGUGGACACCCUGGCAGCUCCUGCCUACUCGGCAUUCCAAGGGGAAAAUCAAGCUCAGGACCUGCUUGAAUUCCUGGACAGACCUCAGCUCAAGUGUCUGGCUUUCUGGACUAGUCAGAUGCAAAAAAAUUCAGGAGUUAUCUGAACCCUGAGCCUGGCCAACCUGAGGUAGUGAAAUGAGUGGAUGAGUGUCCUACGGCCAGCAAAGAUUGGGCUUGUGUGCCGGAGCCACCAUUCACACCUCCUCAGCUGGGCAAAGUGGGCCUGAAAAUCCCUAUGAGAGAAGGGCUUCAGGACAAUUAAAUUCUUAUCUCCACCAGAUGUGCUGGUGCACACCUGUAAUCCCAGCUACUUAAGGCUGAGGCAGGAGGAUUUUAACUCCAAAGCCAGUCCAAGCAAUUUAGGUACAGUGUGUCUCAAAGUAGAAAAGGGCUGGGGAUGUAGCUGUACACUGCCCAUGGAUUCAAUCUCCAGUAGUGCAAAAAAAUUAAAUUAAAUUAAAAUUCUGUUCUCUGGAACAUGACGAGGUUUGUCACCCCAUCUGACCACAAGCCCACAGCCUCCAGUGUGGUCUUGAGCCCUGGGCUUGGGGGGACUGCCAGCUUGGCAGGCCUCUGCCCUCACACCCCCACUGCUUCCUUAGAGUGAACCCACCAGGAAAGGGAGGGAGGGCCGCUUCCUGUAGCAGGACGGUUGGAGGUAAGUGGAGCCUGGGCCGCUUCCAUUUUCUUAGGUUCCUGGCAUACGAAGAAUGAGGAAAGUUACAGUAACUGUAUAAUUUCAGUGUCUGCAUAGAAAAGGUGGAAUAUAGUACAUCUGUGUUAUGGACAAGAUAAUUGCAGAACUCCUGGUAAUUUUGAGUGGUGUAGUUGUAGGGCAGGAUGCAAGUCUAGAGUCUCAAGAUAGAUACCUACUCCUGAAAAGUUUUUGGAGCUACAUCUGUACCCUGAAAGUCUGAGCUUUUACAAAAAGAUGUAAGGAAAUGCAAUGCAAAAAGUUUAUUGGAUUCCAGUCCACGAAAACAAUGGGGGACAUUUUUAGAUGUUUGGGAACUUUUGCAUAAGAGUGCAAUAUGAAUGGGAUACGAGGUUAUUUUAGAGAAUAAUCAUUCAUUACUUUGGUCAUGAUACUGUAAGAGCAUAGCCAAAAGGACCAUUGCUGUGGUUUGGUUAUUGUGUUAGUCAGCUUUCUGUUAGUGUAAAAACACCUGACAUGAUCAGUUCGUAAAGAAAAGAUGUUUGUUUUGGCUUAGUGUCGUGGAGGAUUCAGUCCAUGACGAGUUAUUCCUGUUUUUGGAUCCCUUGGUAAGACAGGACAUCAUAGUGGCGGCAUGUGGCAAAAUUGCUUACCUGGUGGCUGGAAUGCAAACGAGGAGGAAGGAGGAGGAGCUGAUGUUCCGGUAUCCCCUCGUAGGGAUCCCCAACAACCUCUCCCUAGGACUUCCCUCCCUUGAGUUCUGUCACCUCCCUACAAGCACCAGAGUCUGAAGACCAAACCUGUAACACAUGGCCUUUGGGGACACUUACCCACCCCGUGGCAGGUGUGGCCUCAGCGCAUCCCCCAGUGGGAAUCCACAGCUGUGUCCCCAGUGUGCCAGUCCUGAGGUGGUGGGGACCCGAGAGGUAGGGCCCAAAGGAAGAGGACUAGGUCACCAGGCCCCCGUAGGAUGGGGUAAUGGUGGCCUCUGAGCAGAUUGGGUCUCAAAGGAGUGAAUUCCCAGCGAAGGGUUAGUUAGAACACGGUGAACUGGGCCAAUGGUACUUACUUCCUUGCUCACACAGGUGGCCAUUUCUCUUUCCACUUCCAUCAUGGUGUGACACAGCCAAAGCACCCUUGCUGGUACAGUAGCACAAUGCUCUUGGACCCCCAGAACUGUGAGCUCUUUUCUUUACAAAAUACCCAGCCCUGGGUAUUUUGUUAUAGCAACAAAAAAUCAAGUAAGACAUCACAAAAUAGUUUAAACUUUAUUUUCUUGACAGCAUAAGGGAUUGAACCCAAAGCCACAUCCCCACUUCUUUUUU